Camponotus floridanus (Florida carpenter ant) is the source of this 2206-nucleotide messenger RNA. Its product is annotated as major facilitator superfamily domain-containing protein 12. The transcript is spliced from 7 exons. Gene Ontology annotation, molecular function: symporter activity. The coding region runs from base 734 to 2050 and encodes 438 amino acids. Gene Ontology annotation, cellular component: membrane. The record is from RefSeq and is a predicted model, not a curated record. Gene Ontology annotation, biological process: carbohydrate transport. NCBI's taxonomy places the organism in Eukaryota, Metazoa, Arthropoda, Insecta, Hymenoptera, Formicidae.
CUGCUAUCUUUUGCGUAAGAAAAGUGAAAAAUAGUUUAUUAAAGAGUAAUAGGAAUUUUGAUUUGUUUGACAUGUAAGUGAGAUUUACAUGCCGAUAAGAUUAUCGUUAUCGCAUUCACCGAUAUUCCCAUAAGUAAUCUUCCUGGUGAAUUAAUAUAAUCCCUCUCUGGUAAAGAACGACACAUGUGUAUAAUGUAUGUUUCAAAGCUCAGUCUCUUACCUGCAUGCAACGCAGCCAGUAUUCGAACGAUAGUGUAUCCGUCGUGACGAUAAAGUGAAAUCUUCUUAUCCUCUAAAAAUAACGUUUAAACGCACGUUUCAAAGCAUUAAUAUUGCUCGGAAUGAUAAAUCACGUAAACUAUAAUUUGAUUACUUUUUUGACAGGUUUUUGAAAACUCUUUUUCAUUGUCAGUUGUAAAAUGAGACACAUAUUGGCAAGGUGUUUUGUGCGCUUUCAUAUAUCUCGUGUAACUUGUAUUUAAAAUUUUUAUUUUUUAAAUUAAAAAAAAGAUUUCCAAGGUUUCUCUCUCUAUCUCUCUCUUUUCAUCGAUUGUGUAUAACCAUGCGAUAGGGUCUUCUAUAAAAUAUUAAAUUGAUUUUUAUGCAUUGCAAGAUGCACGUGUGCAUAUUACUUUUCGGAAGUACAACAAACCGGAAUAAUAUCAGGAUGGAUUCACCGGAAUCUUGAAAGUUUUCUUCUCUUCAUCCUGGAAAAUAUUCAGUCUUAAAGAAAAUGGAUAAUGCCAGCGAGCGAACGCGUCUCGUGGACAGCGGAAGAAUAGCGACGUCCACGAAACUCGCUUACGCUCUUGGACAUGUUUUCAACGAUCUAGCAGCCGCCAUGUGGUUCUCCUACACUUUAAUUUAUCUUCAACGAGUGACAUUAUUAGAGCCCGUCGUCGCCGGUGCGCUUUUGCUUCUAGGACAAAUCAUCGAUGCGAUUGCAACGCCUGUGUUUGGAUUCCUGGUCGAUCGUUACUGCAAAAAGAAAUUCUGGCAUGUUUUCGGUUCUAUCAUGGUCACUCUGUCCUUUCCCGUAAUAUUCGGCGAUUUCGCCCAUUCGUCUUCUACGAUGUCCAUGUUUUUAUAUAUAACGAGUAUUACAAUAUUUCAAACGGGCUGGGCGGCCGUACAGAUCUCUCAUCUGUCAAUGAUUCCCUCGUUAACUAAUUCUCUCUUGGCUCGAGCCGAUUUGACCGCAAUAAGAUACUCCGCCCAAGUUAGUGCGGCCAUGGUAGUUUUUAUAGUUACGUGGAUAGUUUUACCGACUAGUGGAGAAUCGGUUCAAUUGAAUCAGCUGGACGAUUAUAAAUUCAGAAAUAUCGUCCUGGUUCUUACGACUCUCGGUCUGACCGCGACCGUUUUCUUUCACAUUUUUCUAAAAGCGAAUCUCUUGGAACGAGCAACAUCCUCUAAAACAAACAUCGAGGAAGCGAUUAGGUCGUCGAACCGUCGAAUAUCAUGGCUCGAUAUCACGAUCUUGUUGAGAGUCGCGAUGCUCUACGUAGCGAGCAGAUUGUUUAUCACUCUCAGCACGGUGUACUUGCCAUUGUAUAUAGAGGAGACCGAAAUCGGCGGCAAACAGGCGUUAGCUACUGUGCCAUUGGUCUCAUAUGUAUCCUCGUUUGUGGCCGCUUUGUUACUUAAAUACAUCAACAGAAGUUGCGGUACCAAGGUGUGCUAUUUUCUCGGCGCUACGGUUGGCUUGGUGGCGGCAAUCGUUACGGAAUUUAUCGCGGGCAACACGACGGUCGUGUACGUCAUCGCUGUGUUAAUUGGCGCGGGAAGCUCCAUUACGAUGGUCACCGCAUUGAGCGUCACCGCCGAAUUAAUCGGCUCCAGAACGGAACGUAGCGCGUUAGUGUAUUCCAUCGUCACGUUCCUCGAUAAAAUCAUCACCGGCCUCGUCGUUAUAUUCAUCGAGAAGUGGAGAUGCAACGACAAGGAAAUCUGUUUCAAUUAUAAUCGGGACACAUUGUCCAUCGUGUGCGCUUCCUCGAUGUUAUUGGGACUCGUAACUUUGAUAUCUGUAUCGCGUUGUCUAACUUGAGACACAAUGACGAAUAAUGCCUUUCGCAUUAUAUCUUUGUAUAGAUUUUAAUUUAUAGCGACAAACGACAUAAAAACAUCGAUGACGCUGACUUUUUAUAUUUAUAAUGCCGUCUCUCUUAUAUAAAAAAAUCUCAACAAACAAAACAACCCAUCU